Molecule: messenger RNA, 1920 nt
Organism: Blepharisma stoltei
Lineage: Eukaryota; Ciliophora; Heterotrichea; Heterotrichida; Blepharismidae
Source: the annotation of a GenBank genome assembly
AUGAGUGACUACGAGCCUGAUUUCGAUGAAAGUUCUAGCUCAAGAGCUUCCCCCAAGAAACGAGAAAACAAAGAAAAGUCCCCUAAAAAAGAAAAAAUUGAAGCAAAGCCAGGCUCCCUGCCUUGAGAAGAAGAAUCCAUGACUUAUUCAAGAGAUGAUGGAAGCAAUCUUAUUCGACUGCAACGAGAAAACGUUCAGUUAAGAAAUAGAUUAAAAGAUCUUAGUCAAAGGCUAAAUGAUAUUAUAGAAAUCACACAAAGAAAGCGGUCAAAGAAGAGAGGAAGAAAGGUAGACACAAGCAAAGAAGAACUUGAAACUGCAACGAAGAAGCUUCAGCUCUAUGAGUAAACUCUAUGUAGGAAACAAUGAAAAAAACUGUCAGAUAGGACAGAAUCGUUGAAGGAUCCAGAAUACGAGAGAAUUCUGAAAGCAGAUAUUGAGAAUGAUGAAGCAGUUUUGCAAAAAUUAGAAAAUAAUGUCAAAAAAGGUGAAGCAAGCCAAAAGAAAAGAGGCAAGGCUUUAGGAGGCGUUUUAAGUACUGGAGAAACUGAAGACAUGUAUAAGCUCUACAAUGAGCUCAUAACUGAAAGCACAAUUUAUUCGAAAAAAUUAAAAAAAAUCGAAGACAGAGAUCAACAAAUAGAAAGCAGUUAUAAUGAAAUUGCACAAAAAUUAAAUAAAUUGGAAAGUUAUUAUAUCUUACUCCCCCCCUUCCGUGAGUGAACAAAAAAAUUUUGUUCACUCACGGAGGGGGUUAAUUUUUUUUUUUUUAAAAAAAUUUAUAUAUAAAUUUUAUAGAAAAUUUUUUUUUCGAAUUUUAAAAAAAUCCUAAUUUGCAAAAAUUGGAAAGCAAAUAUUAAUUUAAUUUAUAAAAUUUUAUGUUUUAAAAUGCAAUUUGUUUUAAAAUUAAAAAGAAUUAACUUGAGAUUUCAUUAUAAUAAUUAUCAUUUAUAUAUCAAAAUUUUUUUCCAUAAAAAAAAUUCUCUAUUAAAAACAUUUUUGUUCACUCACGGAGGGUGGGUUUUUGGCAAAAAAUAGCGAUUUUUCUAAUGGUUUUGUUCACUCACGGAGGGGGGGAGUUAAUAAAUUACAGAAGGGCAGAAUGCCUUAUUGGUUACACAGUCACCAAUGAGUUUUAUGAGUUUAUCCGCUUUGCGGCGCCCUUGACUUAGUUUUAUUGAAUGCUGCGAGAAUGCUCAAGCACCAUCUUUCUUCUUCUGAAGAAUCUGCCUCAAUGCCAAGACGGAUUGAGUGUGCAUGAGGAAGAUACGCCUCAUUCUUACCUUGUUGGGUCAUUGGAGAGUAGUAAAACCCUGGAGUCUAACGAAUGCUGGGUCCCUGCCCUCUGCAGCUACAGGAAAAAGGUUUAAUCCUUUAGGCCCAGACUACAAUCUCUGAUAUUGCGGUGAAGUCCACCUUUAUGGUCUGAAGGACAUUGCCAGGUUACUUCUUUGCACGGUUUCUUGCCCAAUUCUCCUUGACCAUAACUUGAGAAAAUUGCUUCAAGAGGUCGGGCGCGCUUAGGUCGGCAUUUUAUGUAUAUAAAGCUAUUAUGAUCAACUUAAAGACUUAGAAGUCCCAGAACAAGAUGAGUCUGAAAAGAAAGUCAAAGAUAAAAUAUCUCAACUGGAAAGAGAGCAUGAUAUAAAAGUUAAAGAUUUUAAUAGUAAAAUAAGGAAACUCAAUGGAAGGAUAAAGGAACUUGAAGGAGAAAUUGGAGAAGUUGACAAAGAGGAAAGUGAGCUGUACUUGGAAAUAGAAAGAAGGAAUUAUCAGAUCAAAGAAGCCCAAAAUAAUAUGUCGAAAAUGAGAGGAAGCAUGGAGUUCAUGGGAGAGAAAAAAGGCACAAAAACACCAUCAUCGAAUUUGUUUGAAACUGAGCUUCCUGAGGAUAUGAUUGACAAAAAAAUUUAUAGGUAA